AAAUCAUUUUCCCUGCUCUUCUUCUCUUCCCAACACACCCCCCCCCCCCCCCCCCUCUUUUCUCUCUCUCUCUCUCUCUCUCUCUCUCUCUCUCUUCCUCUUCAGUUUCUGAUUAUGGAUUAGACUUUUUCCUCUUUUUUUUAUCUUUUUAUUUUGUUAAUUUUUCUUGGUAACCUUGAAACUUCCAACUUACCUAAACUCAAUUGCAAAAUUUCUCGAACCUUCCACUCGCCGGCUAGGAUCCCGAGACCGGCGUGAUCUGCGGCCCUGAUUCAGUCAAAAUUCAACCGAUUCAUGUGGAAGCGGGAGCACCUGAUCAUCCCUCUGCUGUAUCAACAACCAGCAGCAUGUAGCAUUUAUUCAAGUUUGUGGUGAAUUGCAGCAACGGCACUUUGAUUUGAUCUCUUCCUGUUUCUGCUAUGACUUCCAAAGUUCUCAUGGUUUCUUCAAGGGAAGGUACAGAUGAAUUUGCUUCUGAUGAAUUGCAGAAGCGGCAGAGCCCAGAUAAUGGAAGUCACACAACACAAGAGAUUGAUGAUAAUGGAAUUCAUACAUCACAAAAUGAAGAAGUCACACCGGUUACCUCUGACAAAACUAUGCAGGAUGCUAAUGCUGGGGUCCAUAUAUCGCAGUUAGAUAAAGAAGGAAGUAUCUCCUCUAUAAUACCAGGUAAAGUCUCACAGACCCCUGGCCCUCGCUCCAGUGCCUUGCAAUCUGGUCAGGAAGGUAGAAUUCCUAUUGUUCGUGAAAAAGUGUCAGAAGAUGGAUAUCAUUGGCGAAAAUAUGGCCAAAAACUUGUUAAAGGAAAUGAGUUCAUUCGGAGCUAUUACAAAUGUACACAUCCAAGCUGUCAGGUGAAAAAGCAAUUGGAGCAUUCACAGGAUGGCCAGAUUGCUGAUAUUAUUUACUUUGGUCAGCAUGAUCAUCCUAAACCUGAACAUAAUCUUCCACAAGCAGUGGGGUUCGUGCUGCCUGUUGUUAAAGAAACAGCCGAUGAACCUUCAUCAACUGGCACAGAAGAAGAUCGUGCACCUCAUCUACUCAAGUCAACAAGUACCUCCAAGAUUUCAGUUGGUACAAGAAGUGAGAAUGCAAAAGGUGCACUAUCAGAAUCAAAUAAGAUAAAAGAUGAGGUUGAUAAUGAUGAAGAACCACGCUCAAAACGACAGAAGAAAGGCAACCACAACGUUGAGCUUAUGGUUGUAGAUAAGCCAACUAGUGAACCACGUCAUGUUAUUCAAACUUUAAGUGAGAUUGAUAUUGUGAAUGAUGGGUACCGUUGGCGCAAAUAUGGGCAGAAAUUGGUUAAAGGCAAUCCAAACCCAAGGAGCUACUACAGGUGCUCAAGUCCUGGUUGCCCCGUUAAGAAACAUGUAGAGAGGGCAUCUCAUGACCCAAAAGUGGUUAUAACCAGUUACGAGGGACAACAUGAUCACGAUGUACCUCCUUCAAGGACAGUAACUCAUAAUGCAACUGGUGUAAGCGCUUCUAACAUGAACAGUGGUGAGUCGGGCACUAAAUCAGGAGCGAGUGAUGGGGUUCCUAACAAUAGUUUGGAUCCAAGCGGAAAUUCAAAGGAGCAACUGAAUAGCAAGUCAGAUUCAGGUGAUGAUGGUAAAUCAAGCAAGCCGUGGAAUGGCAAGUCCAGUGCUAAAGAGGGAAGUGGUGCUGCUGUCAUGGACACAGUUGACAAUACCAGUUCGAUGUCUGAAUGUCGAUCAAUUGAACAACAUGAUGGUGAGUCCAGAACUGAGUCAAAAGUGAAUUGUGCUGCUUAUAGUGCUCAUGCUAUUACUCCAGUUCCAGAAACUAAUCCAAAUGAGCAACGCAUACCGAAUGCAGAGCCUGUCCAAAGCUAAUUGAAACAUAUUGAUUUUUGAGAGAUAGGUAAGUACAUACAGCUGUGUAAAUUAUUACAAUAGAUCAAAUAAUCCUUACAGAUGUAUAGCGUAUCAGUGAAAUCUAAUAUGUAACCAACUUCAAUUUUUAACUGCAUCCUUUCCUUCAGUAUCUUA
This is a messenger RNA of Hevea brasiliensis (rubber tree), 2015 nucleotides long. Its product is annotated as WRKY transcription factor 1. Bases 420 to 1859 code for a protein of 479 amino acids. The transcript is spliced from 5 exons. Gene Ontology annotation, biological process: regulation of DNA-templated transcription. The record is from RefSeq and is a predicted model, not a curated record. NCBI's taxonomy places the organism in Eukaryota, Viridiplantae, Streptophyta, Magnoliopsida, Malpighiales, Euphorbiaceae. Gene Ontology annotation, molecular function: DNA-binding transcription factor activity; sequence-specific DNA binding.